UCGGUGUCACAUCAAUUUCAGUGCAAGAGAUGUUUGACAGAACACACUCCUCAGGAUCAGACGAUGAAGAUCGUACCGCUUCAGAUCUAUCUGUUGAUGGUGUCUUCAGUCACAGAGAGUGUAAGAAACACAGCAGUAAGUUUAGGAUCUGAGGUGAUUAUAAGCUGUGAUCUUGAUAUAAAGGACGUUUACUGGAUCAGACACAAAUCACCAGAUUCUCCAGAGAUCAUCUUACGCACUUUCAGCAGCACUAGUGAAGAUCCUGAAUAUAAAAACGACAUCUUCGAACCCAAAUAUUCAGUGAAAACUAACAGCCGUCUGUGGAUCAGAAAUAUCAGCACUGAUGAAUCAGGAGUUUAUUAUUGUGUUAAAACUAGUGAACCACUAAAGUUCAGCAACGGAACCAGAAUCUACAUCAACGACUCGGUCCCCGAGAAUCAGAGAGACUGUGAUGAUGAUCCACACCACGAGACUCAGUGGAGAAACCUGGCCAUCACGUCCGUCCUGAUCAACGGGAUUUUAAUCAUCGCAGUAAUAGGUCUGGCCAAGGUCUACCUUGACGUGACUAAGAGAUCUAAAAAAACCUCAGAGAAACCUGAAAACAUAAAUGACUUACAGUAUGCUGAAGUUGAUUUCUCCAAGCGCUCCAGAAGAACCAGACCCUGUCCACGUCCAGACCAGGACCAGACCACGUACUCUCUGCUACAGCCAGUAAAAACCGUUUAAUAACACCACAAACUGUAGCUACAUAUUAAUACCUUUGCAUUGUUGUUUUUAAUACAUUCUUCUCAUUGUUUUUGCUCAGUCCAUGCUUGUUCUUCUUCUAGUACCAAUAUACCCCCAUACUGAAACAACUAAACGAACCUUGUUUAAUUAAAGACUAAUGUAGUCUCGUUUCAUCAUACUUAUAAAUAUAUAGAGCAUAAAAUGAUAAUAUAAUGGUGUACACUUUUAUUAAGUACUAUUAUUAUUACACAGACCAUUUUAAAAAUAUAUUUUGACCUGUGAGUUUGUGAUGCUCAUGUGAGAAAUGAGAGUAAAAGUGAACCGCAGGGUGAAUGUGGUUUGUGUUUUAGCCGCUUCUUACACACUCAGCUCUCCAUCUUUUAUGUUUCGCAGACAUUUUACAGCUACAAUAAAAAUAUAACAUGAAUUUCGCUCAUUAAGGAAUUCGUU
This is a messenger RNA of Puntigrus tetrazona (Sumatra barb), 1176 nucleotides long. RefSeq lists its product as uncharacterized. NCBI's taxonomy places the organism in Eukaryota, Metazoa, Chordata, Actinopteri, Cypriniformes, Cyprinidae. The transcript has 6 exons. The record is from RefSeq and is a predicted model, not a curated record. Bases 64 to 726 code for a protein of 220 amino acids.